This is a messenger RNA of Parastagonospora nodorum SN15, 165 nucleotides long. RefSeq lists its product as hypothetical. Bases 1 to 165 code for a protein of 54 amino acids. The transcript is spliced from 3 exons. The record is from RefSeq and is a predicted model, not a curated record. Lineage: Eukaryota; Fungi; Ascomycota; Dothideomycetes; Pleosporales; Phaeosphaeriaceae.
AUGUCCGAUCUGCAGCCGCCAACCGGGGAUCAGCUUGACUCUCCAGUUAUAGAAAGUGGUACUUUACCUUCGCUGGCCGAUAAUACCCAGGUUUCACAGUGUGAAAAAAAGCUAGACUUCACAUCCAUAAGCAGCAAGACCUUCGAGGUCGAGGAGAAGGCUUAA